CGCAGCGAGCGCAUUUCUCUUCGGGACUCGCAAACAGAAGUCACGAAUUAACUUCCUGUCUACCUUCUUAGUUAAUUUCGCAGAUCUGGACCUGUAUUGUAUUGCGCUUUCGGUACAACAGGUCGUCCAGACUGUUGACUUAAAAGUAACAUGUCAUGGGGAAAUGGGAACUUGAGCAUCGAAUGUUCCAGUACUGUUAAUGAACUGAUCAUUGAUGAUCACCACAACAGUAUGUCCGAAAGGAAUUAGUUACUAUUAACUUAACCAGGUAGGUUUGGUAGUUUUGUUGUGUUUUAAGUGUAAAACCUCGCAUGCAAAACCACGUGUGAAGUAUUAAACGUGUUUUAUUUCCUGUUUUUUUUCCAUUCAGUGAAGUCUAGGUUUAUGUACACAUGCAAAAAGUAUUUAAUCUUUGUUUUAGUUUGUCUUGUCUUACAGCACAUUUAUCUAAAAGCUUCAAAACGAGAUCCAUAGCAAACUUACGUAUGAUGUUAUGUUUUGGUUUCUGAGAAAUUAACAGAUUUGUGAUGCUAUGAACAAGAAAAGGUUGUUUGGCCGUGGAAGAGAUGUUGGAAAAAAUAUAAUCUAAAUCAGAAAGAAAGAGAGAACCCCAUUGGACACUUGUUAUUAGAAAAGUGUAUCAUCUGAUACGGUUCCCUCACAGGAAUGUGACGUCUGCUUUCAACUUCAUUUAUUGGUGUCCAACAUGAAGAAACAAUCCCAUAAAGCUCUAGAUCAGGAGGACCCUCUGUGCUGCUGUGAGUAUGUGGACCGUCAUGGAAGGCGGAGUCACAUGGCAGCAUGCUGUUGUGACUGUGAGGAUUUGGAUGAUGCUUUUGACAGGUGGAUAAAGAAGGAACCUCUAAAGGCAGAUUCUCUGACCCGGUUGGUGGCCACCAUCAAUGAUCGUCUGCGGUUGCCGUGGAUAUCAGGUGCCAGACGAUUUGACCACUCGUUGAUCCCUCCCCUUAUACUGCUUCCUGUUUUUUUGCACAUUGCAUCUUGGCACAUCCUGCUGGGUAUUAUAGUUCUAACAACUUUACCUGUAUUAGUUAUUUUGUACUACUAUUUCACCCACCGCAAGAAAGGUCGCACGCUGUUCUUCCUCAGCCUUGCCGUAUUCUCACUCUUCUACAUGUUCUACCUUUUCGUCGCUGAAGUUGUUCCUCGAGGUGAUGUGAAUCAUAUUCAGUUGGGUGCCGUGACGACUGGUGUUGCUCUCACAGUCAUUUCCCUCAUAAACACCAAGAGGGGGCCGGGUUAUGUCAGGCCACUUCCCACUGACACUCAUAGCACGGUGACCUAUCACAACCCACCGUCGGACAUAGAUGCUGCAUAUUUAAACGGAGCACGUCACCAGGUGGUGAUAGCCAAUCGUGUGAGUGCUCCCGAUCGGACUGGUGAAUCUGGGACGGCAAGCGUGGAACCCAGGGAGGGUCAAAAGAGGGACUGGUGCUCAGUAUGCAAGGUGGUUCGGCCCCCCAGAGCAGGACACUGUCGGAUCUGUGGAGUCUGCAUCCUACGUCUAGACCACCACUGUGUCUGGAUCAACAGUUGUGUGGGGCAGGCCAAUCACAGCAGUUUCCUUCUGACACUCGUUCUCUUUGUGUUGACGUCACUGUAUGGCAUCAGUUUGGUCCUUCGCAGUGUGUGUCCCCAGCAGAGUUUGAUAAUCGCUCUCUUCUACUGUCCUGAUGUGUACAACCAGUACAGCACUGCUCUGUGUUUCACGUGUGCCUGGUACAGCAGUAUUGUGACCGGAGGUUUGCUAGUCCUUCUGGUUCUCCAGCUCAUUAACGUCAGCUACAACACGACACAACGAGAGGUACGUCUUGCGCUGAGAGAGAAAACCGGUCGGACCCUUCUAUGGGGCCUGAUUGUCGACACAGGCGUCUACUGUCGAGGCUUCAUUAGCAAUUGGGAGGAAUUUUUGACCAUGAGCAAUGCUCUGGAGCCGCCGAAUCCCAAACCAACAGACUUGGUUUAGAAAUUAAAUCGUCACUCACUGAUGACUAACGGACCUUCAGGGGAUUACUGCUGAAUAGCAGGGGAUCAAAGUGAUUACUCGCUCAUAUACUAAUGUGAAGCAUAAAUCUGUGGUAUUCAAUCCAUUCAACAGCUGUUGUAGAGUCAGUUUUAUGGCUCUGAGCAGCAUGGUCAAGGUCUCAACAACGGUCAUAAUUCUUGACUAUGAAAUAUGAGAUGAACGCUUGUUUUUUGUGGACCAUUAGAUGGCAGUGUCGUGUGAUACAUUUUAAGAAUUGUAUUUCAUCAAGUACAACCUUGUCAGGUGUGAUCUGAUGACAGAACCAGUAAACAUGCAUGAUGUGGCCCUGUUUAUUAAAACAAUUAAUAAUUAGAAUAAUUUUAUGCUUUGUUUAUUAGCCCAUUUGUUUUUGUCUGUCAUUACUUAUGUCAUUUAUCAGAAGGAUACUUUUUAUUCAUAAUUCUUAUUCUAUAAUAAACAUUCACUAAACCAGCACCAGUGUGGCUGUAGACAGAUUAAACACAGUUGGUCUAGUCAAAAACAAUUUGAACUUUGUCCGUAUAAAAAAUGGUCAUGAUAUGCUAUUGUUAUUCAUUUCAUUUCUGUUUAUACAUUUAUCCCUGUUGAAUUGAGCAUUUAAUAUUUGUCUUGUAGUUUUGUAUUAUAGUUGUUUGUAUUAACUUAUAGUUGUGUGAAUUGACAUUAAAUUUUAAGCCUUAUUUGGUGCCUUUAUUAUAUCAUAAGUGAUGCUACAGUGCAUCCAAACAACUUUCCAUCUCAUGUAAGCCUAAUGAACGUUUUAUGUGCGGGUUUGAGUGCUGUUUGUGUGCUUCUUUUCUUGUUGUUGUUCAACUGGGGAGUCUGCAUAACUUAGCAUUCAGUUAAAUUAUGAAUUAGCGAAAUAUCUUCUGUAUUGCAGCGGGUUUCAUUUCAUUAAUUUCCUUCAGAGCACGAAAUCAUUCUCAGAAUUGAAUACAUUAAGUGCUUCAAAAUCCGGAUGUUUAUUUCUAUUUUUCUCCAUUAUGUUCUGCUUUUUACAUCGAAAUGCAUUUCAUUCAACAAGUUGUUCAAUUAAACCACAUCCUUCAAAAAAUAAACAAGAUUAAAAUGUGGAAACUCA
Molecule: messenger RNA, 3107 nt
Organism: Triplophysa dalaica
Lineage: Eukaryota; Metazoa; Chordata; Actinopteri; Cypriniformes; Nemacheilidae
Gene: zdhhc23b
Product: zinc finger DHHC-type palmitoyltransferase 23b
Exons: 5
Coding region: 707-1987 (426 amino acids)
Biological process (GO): peptidyl-L-cysteine S-palmitoylation; protein targeting to membrane
Cellular component (GO): Golgi apparatus; endoplasmic reticulum
Molecular function (GO): protein-cysteine S-palmitoyltransferase activity
Source: RefSeq, a predicted model, not a curated record